Molecule: messenger RNA, 2357 nt
Organism: Arabidopsis arenosa
Lineage: Eukaryota; Viridiplantae; Streptophyta; Magnoliopsida; Brassicales; Brassicaceae
Source: the annotation of a GenBank genome assembly
AGGGAAGAUAAGACCACCUGAGCGAACCGAUCAAAGGGACUUGACUUAUCCGAACCGAACGAUAGCAGCUUAAACUUAAAGCUAAGCCUCUCACGAGCAGCGUCGCUGCGCGGGGAGGAGCAUCUCAAAGUAUGGGGCAAAGGAUCAAGCGCUUUUACUUUGUCUCCCGGGAUCCACCACAGGUUGGGUUUGAGAGCCGUGUGAUGGGUGACUAUCCAGCACGACCCGGAAAGGAGAAGGGCCGGUGGUGGACGACAUUCGGGAAAGCCGGGCCGAUCGGGUGUCUUCAUUCAAGCGACGAUACAGAAGAAGAACGAAACGAAGUGAGAGGCCGGGGGGCAAGGAAAAGAGUCGAGUCGAUCAGGCUCGACGACCGAAAGAAGCAAAACGAAAUCCAGGGUUGGCCGAAAAAAAAACAACGCUAUGGAUACCAUGACCGAUUACCCUCGAUAAAGAAGAAUCUUUCUAAAUCACUUCGGAUCAGCGGGGCCUUAAAGCAUCCGAAAUACGCCGGGGUUGUAAAUGACAUAGCGUUCCUGAUAGAAAAUGACGACUCCUUCAGAAAAACGAAGUUAUUCAAGUUCUUUUUCCAAAAUAAGUCCCGCUCCGACGGCCCGACGAGUUAUCUACGGACCCUCCCUGCAGUGCGCCCCUCCUUGAAUUUUUUGGUCAUGCAAUACUUUUUUAAUACAAAGAACCAAAUGAAUUUCGACCCCGUCGUAGUUCUCAAUCAUUUCGUGGCACCGGGCGCCGCUGAACCAUCUACGAUGGGGAGAGCGAAUGCACAGGGAAGAAGCUUACAGAAGAGAAUACGUUCUCGUAUCGCUUUUUUUGUAGAAAGCUCGACCAGCGAGAAAAAGUGUUUGGCCGAAGCCAAAAAUAGGUUGACCCACUUCAUUCGCUUGGCGAAUGAUCUUCGCUUCGCGGGAACAACUAAAACCACCAUCUCGCUCUUUCCAUUCUUCGGUGCUACCUUUUUCUUUCUAAGAGAUGGGGUUGGGGUGUAUAAUAACCUUGAUGCCCGGGAACAACUCCUCAAUCAAUUAAGGGUCAAAUGUUGUAACCUAAUGGGUAAGGAUAAGGUAAUGGAAUUGAUAGAGAAAUUCAAAAACCUAGGUGGGAUAGAAGAAUUGAUAAAGGUAAUAGAUAUGAUGAUAGAGAUCAUACUGAGAAAGAGAGGAAUUCCGUACAGAUGUAGUAGGGGUUGCAAACCGGAUGGUACAAAACUGGGUUUUGGAAGAUAUGGCACUAAAAGUUGUAAAGCUGGUCGUCUUUCAUAUCGAGCCAUUGAAGCAGCGCGUCGGGCUAUAAUCGGACACUUACAUCGUGCUAUGAGCGGACAAUUCCGAAGAAAUGGUAAGAUAUGGGUAAGAGUUUUCGCGGAUCUCCCUAUUACCGGGAAACCCACAGAAGUAAGAAUGGGAAGAGGAAAAGGAAAUCCUACGGGUUGGAUUGCUCGUGUGUCCACGGGACAAAUCCCAUUUGAAAUGGAUGGUGAGGUGGGACAAGGAAUUGUCCCUAUGCUGCAAGUUCCACAGACUUUACCCGUGGGGGGGACUUCAUCCGUUAUGUUGUUAGAAAGCCAAAUAACUCAGGAUGAUCUAUUUAGAACUGUGGAACUAAAUGAAGAUAAAGUGUGGAAAGAUCUGAUUUCAUCUAAGGAGUGGCGAUUCACAGAGCGCCAUUUCCACUUUUGCGAACAAAAGAUCCAAAGAAUCAUUGAUAAAGCCCUCGAUAUGUAUGGAGAAGGAACUCUCAAAAGUUUAAUUGAAGGAAAAGAAAGGGAUCUCCGAGAUCUAAAUAUCGAGGAGAGCGAUAUUCGCAUAGACGAAGUAACACGAAUAUCUCCGGUAGUAAGUCUAUUUCCAUCAGCCGGCCGGUGGGAGCGAGAAGUUUGGGAUAUGUUUGGUGUUUCUUUCAUCAAUCAUCCGGAUCUACGCCGUAUAUCAACAGAUUAUGGUUUCGAGGGUCAUCCAUUACGAAAAGACCUUCCUCUGAGUGGAUAUGUGGAAGUACGCUAUGAUGAUCCAGAGAAACGUGUGGUUUCUGAACCCAUUGAGAUGACCCAAGAAUUUCGCUAUUUCGAUUUUGCUAGUCCUUGGGAACAGCGUAGCGACGGAUAAUUCAGAAUCAGAAUAGGUCCACCAGUCCAGGGGACAAAUCAAUAGGAAAUGCUAUUUGCUUUGUAAGAAGACUUCUAUGAAAGUGUUUCAAAAGAGAAUUGCUUCUAUCAAGAUAGCCGCCUUGUCAGAAGUCCUUCUCCAAGCAGUUUAUGCGCUUAAACCCUCGCCGUAGAAUCCUUUAACCGAGAUGAAUUGCUAAGCUUCUCAUUCGUUCGAUAAAGUGAAUCUACAGAA